This is a messenger RNA of Aspergillus wentii DTO 134E9, 3785 nucleotides long. RefSeq lists its product as uncharacterized. The record is from RefSeq and is a predicted model, not a curated record. Gene Ontology annotation, biological process: negative regulation of transcription by RNA polymerase II. Bases 85 to 3675 code for a protein of 1196 amino acids. Gene Ontology annotation, molecular function: protein binding. Gene Ontology annotation, cellular component: transcription repressor complex; nucleus. Lineage: Eukaryota; Fungi; Ascomycota; Eurotiomycetes; Eurotiales; Aspergillaceae. The transcript has 3 exons.
CUCUCUUGCAACAAAACAUUUCGGUCACCUAAAAAGGUCAUCAAUUGUGUAUUUUAUAAAACCAAGUCAAUUGUGCACGCGAUUAUGACACCCCACAUUGAUAUCCAAGGCAAUACUGCCCAGCCCGGGUCUACACAAAUAAACAAUGUUAGCUUUACCACCUCACAUACAGUUGAUUACAUUAAUCAACUUUGUCUCCGCGCUUUACAAUGCCCUGAUACGUUGGUUGUCAAAAACCGACUAAUAGAGAGCAAGGAUAAGCUACUUUACAAAUCAUUCGAAUGGAUUCUCCAAGACCCUCAUUAUGUCAGUUGGCGAGACGGAGACAGAGUCUGUCUCCUUUGGCUUAAGGGUGGCGCUGGCAAAGGAAAGACCAUGAUAUCAAUUGGUCUUGUCGAGCAAUUUCUACAGUUACAGAACGAUUCUACAGUGGUGACUUAUUUUUUCUGCCAAAAUGCCGACUAUGAGCUCAAUACUCUUCCAGCGAUUAUCAAGGGGCUGAUUCUGCAAUUGGUGAAUCAACAAGAGGAGCUCAAAGAAACUCUCCGACGCCACUGGGAUACUGCGAAAAAUUGCUUUGAUAAGGACAUUACCUCGUGGCGAGUGCUUUGGGACAUCUUCAUGAAAAUGUUGAACGAUUGCAAGUGCUCAAGAGUGUACGUGAUUGUAGAUGCUCUUGAUGAAUGCCAGGAUGAUGGCAUGGCGGGUUUCCUCAAGCUCCUUGUCCGAACGGGACUAAGUCAUCCCUCCAAAGUCAAAUGGGUCUUAACAAGCCGACCGCUUGACAGCGCGGAGCGGGAAUUGUUAGUUGGAUCUGAUCAGGUGCAAGUCAGCCUAGAGCUCAACAUGGAACACAUUUCUGAAGCUGUAAAGGCUUACAUUGCCUUUAAAGUAGAUGAGCUCGCUCGUCGCCACAGAUAUCAAGAAACGCUACGACAGAAGAUAGCGCUUCAGCUGCUUGAAAAGGCUGAAGGAACAUAUUUGUGGGUAAGCUUGGUGUGUAAGAGGCUUGAGAGUGUGCACCGGGAUGAUGCAUUGAUGAUAGUCCAAGCCUUACCACCAGGUUUGCAUCCUUUUUAUCAUCGGAUAUUUGAACAGCUCAGUGAGGGUGAGCCAGCUGAUGUGAAGAUGUGUAUGCGACUACUAAAGGUGAUGAUGAUGGCAUAUCGACCCCUAAAUGUGGAAGAAGUGGGUAGUGUGGCAGGUCUGGAUGAUGAUGAAGAGGUGGCUAUUAGGGCAUUAAUUGAUCGAUGUGCUUCAUUUAUCAAGAUGCGAGACACCACCAUUGAGUUUACUCAUCAGUCUGCUCGAGACUACUUAGCUGGAAAAGCUGGGCAAUCUAAACUCAACUUGCAGGAAAGAUACGGGCAUGAUGAGAUUGCAAUGAGCUGCCUGUCCCAUUUAUCUGAACGGCUGGUGAUCAAUCUCGUUGGACUACCACGACCAGAUUCGACCAGAGAAGCUUUGGACAAGAAAAAAAACGCAUUAUUAGCCAGUGUGGAUUAUGCAGCUAGCUUCUGGGUGCAACAUCUUAAGAGCGCUAAGCAAACUAUCACAGUACAGAAUGCACUUGCUGAGCCAGGAGCAGUUUUUACAUUUCUCCAUAAUAAAGUACUUGAAUGGCUGGAAUGUCUAAGUUUGUUAGACAAGCUACCACGCGCUAUUGAAGGACUAGAAGCCCUAACAAGUAUGGCAAAAGAUAGCCCCUUUCUGUCAAUUCUAGUGCAAGAUACGAAACGGUUUCUGUUGCGACACUACCACAUGCUCACAAACUGGCCAUUACAGACCUAUAGCUCUGCCAUCAUUUUCAGCCCUGAGACAAGUGUUGUGAGAAAAGAAAAUCUGGGGAAAACCCCUACAUGGUUGAGAAAGAUCCCACAUAUGGAAGACUCUUGGGAAUCUCUGAUUCAGAUACUGGCUGGCCAUUCAGGCUCAGUUUAUGCUUUGGCCUUCUCACCCAAUGGCAAGCAGAUUGCUUCUGGAUCUGAUGAUAAAACUAUUAAGAUAUGGGACGCUGCAACAGGUGACCUUCAGAGGACAAUAACUACCUACUCGGACCCAGCUUAUGCUAUGGCUUUCUCACAAGAUAGUAAGCAGAUUAUAUCUGGGUCUUAUAAUGGGGUUAUUAGGCUAUGGGAUACUAUAACAGGCAAUCUUCAGAGGACACUACCAGCUGGUCACUUGAGCAGGGUUAAUGCUUUUGCCUUCUUACCAGACAGCAAGCAUAUUACAUCUGCUGGAACUUUUGGUCAGACUUUUAAGAUAUGGGAUACUGCAAUAGGCAACCAGAAGAAGAUACUAGCUGGCUGCUCAAACAAAGUUUAUGCCAUGGCCUUCUCACCAGACAGUGAGCAGAUUGCAUCUUCUGCGUCUGCUGAUAAUGGAACUAUUAAGCUAUGGGACGCUGCAACAGGUGACCUUCAGAGGACACUAGCUGGCCACUCAUAUGAAGUUCAUGCCGUGGCCUUCUCACAAGACAGCAAGCGCAUUGCAUCUGCUGGAGCUUUUGAUCGGACUAUCAAGCUAUGGGACACUACAACAUACAGUGUUCAGAAGAAACUAGCUGACCACUCAACCUGGAUUUAUUCUAUCGCAUUCUCAGCAGAUGGCAAGCAAAUUGCAUCUGGAUCUUCUGAUGGGACUAUUAAGCUAUGGGAUGCUACAGCAGAAACCAUUCAGAAGACACCGGCUAGCCAAUCAGACUGGGCUAAUACUGUGGCCAUCUCACCAGAUGGCAAGCAAAUUGCAUCUGGGUUUGUUGAUGGGACUAUUAAGCUAUGGGAUACUGCAACAGAUAAUCUUCAGAAGACAUUAGAUGGCCACUCAGAUUCAGUUCAUACUGUGGCUUUCUCCCCAGAUGGCAAGCAGAUCAUAUCUAGAUCUAAGAAGACCAUUAAGUUAUGGGAAACCAUAACAGGCAACCUUCAGAAGAUAUUAGAUGACCAUGUGGACUGCAUUAAUACUGUGGCCUUCUCAGCAGAUGGCAAGCAGAUUGCAUCUGGAUCUGAUGAUAGAACUAUAAAGCUAUGGGAUGCUGCAACAGGUGAGCUUCAGAGGACACUAGCUGGCCACUCAAGCAGGAUUAAUACUGUGGCCUUCUCACCAAAUGGCAAACAGAUCAUAUCUGGGUCUAAUGAUAAAACCAUUAAGCUAUGGGAUACUGUCAGAGGUGUCCUUCUGAAAACGCUACAUGGCCACUCAGAUUCAGUUUGUGCUGUGGCCUUCUCACCAGAUGGUAAGCAUAUUGCGUCUUCUGGAACCGUUGAUCAGAGCAUCAAGCUAUGGGACGCUGCUAGGUGCCGGAAGGCCUCACGGUAUCUUGGGCGAACUAUCAGUAGUCGCUUUAAAUUCCGUUCAUGGCAGGAAAUCAAAACGUCAGAGCCAAUUGACACCUUAAAGUUCUCAACAAGUGCUCCAUACCUUGUGACAGACGUCGGUCCGAUUGAAGUCAAAAGCAUCCUCGCGGACAGACAAGGCACUGCGUUGGAGUCAUCUAAAGAUAUCUGGAUUACGGAGGAGUGGAUAUAUUGUGGAAAGGUGCCUGUGCUUCGGCUACCACCAGAUUUCCGACCAACAAGUUAUGAUGUGCAAGGUAGUCAAGUGGCUAUUGGAUUUCGAUCUGGUCGAGUUUUGACCUUCAGCAUUGAUGGUAGUAGCCUACGGCCAACACACUGAAAUAUCGCUUCAGACAUUGUUAAACGUGCACUGGCUCAUUAACAACCUAAAAGUGAUUUGUUAAGUCUUCAGGAUAGGAUCUUGGAUGUAUGCAAUGAAUUUAGAUCAAC